CUACUUCCUGCCCCCCUCCCUCUUUCCCUCUCCCUCCCAGCGCGCCGGCAGGAGAAGAAGAAGAAGCAGCAGAGCCAGAGCAUCUCUCCCUUCUCUUGCUUCUCCUUCCACCCAGCCUUUCCCCUCCCUCCUCCCUCUGAAUCCAUUUAUCCCUCCUUUGCAGCGCAUCUUGCAAAGCAGCCGCUGCAAUUGCAUCUCCUCCUCCUCCAUCGCUGCCUCGUUUUCUCCCCCACUUUCCCCCUUGCAAAGGCUAGCAUGGCCUGGGCCUGGAGGCGAGGGGGGUAGGUGCAGGAGCCCCCUCCCAGGAAGGGGAAGCAGGGACGAUGGAGAUCUCGCUGGGCCAAUGGAUCCUCAUCCUGAUCCUGGUGGUCGUCCCCCUUCUUUACGAAUGGAGCACCACCUUCAAGUACUUCUGCAAGAUGGCCUUCUACAAUAGCUACAUCCUCUUCUUGGCCGUCAUCGUCAUCCCCAUGUGUGCUGUCCGGGGACGCAAUGUCGAGAACAUGAAACUCAUCCGAUUCAUGUUGCUGCAUGUGAAAUAUCUUUAUGGGGUCAAGAUCGAAGUGCGAGGGUCGGAGAACUUCAACAUCAAGGAGCCUUACGUGAUUGUGUCCAACCACCAGAGUUCGCUUGACUUGCUCGGGAUGAUGGAGGUGCUGCCAGAUCGGUGCGUGCCAAUUGCCAAGAAGGAACUGAUGUACAUGGGUACGGUGGGCUUGGCAUGCUGGCUGGGGGGCAUCAUCUUUAUCAACCGCAAGAAGACAGACGACGCCAUCAACGUCAUGUCGGAAGCUGCCCAAACAAUGUUGUCUGAGGACGUUCGGGUCUGGGUCUUCCCAGAAGGCACUAGGAAUCACAGCGGCUCUAUGUUGCCCUUCAAGAGGGGCGCUUUCCAUCUGGCCGUGCAAGCCCAGGUUCCUGUCAUCCCAGUCGUGAUUUCAUCGUAUCGGGAUUUCUACAGUAAGAAGGAACGACGCUUCACUACAGGGCGCUGCACGGUCGAGAUCUUGCCUCCCAUGCCCACGAAGGGGCUCAGUGCCGACGACGUGCCGGCCCUGACGGAGCGGGUGCGCCAGGCCAUGCUUGUUGCCUUCGACGGGCUCUCGGUGGAGCUGGGUGCCCCCCAGUGACCCCUUCCUCCUACUUCUUUCCCCAACUUCCAGCCCUAGAGUGCUACGGGGUGGGACUGGGAGCAGCGCACGCCCACAGGCGGCCAUGGAGACGGGGCCAGGAUGGAAGAGGGUGCAGCACCUACCCCAGCAGCAAAGCCAGGACCAGGAGCGAUGGAUUAGCCAGCAUGAGGGGAGCAGCCACACUAUGAUCAAGCAUGGAGAAGAUGAUGAUGAUGGUGGUGAUGAUGAUUGGGGUGGAGCUUUACAUGGUCACACAAAUACACGAGGAGCCACGUGAGCGGAGUUGAUCCCAGCCACGCCCGUUGCCAUCUUGAGUUUUGUGCCAGAACUCUGGCCUCUUCUCCCCUCCUGGUCCUCCUCCUCCUUUCUCCUGUGUAGGUGGUAUGGUCCUUCCCAGCCUCCUCCUUGCUGCCGCUGCUUCCUUCUCUUCCCUCCUACGCCCCGUUUUGUUGGUGUGAACUGCUCCAUUUUGAGCUUCUUGGACUCAACCACUCCACUCCCCGUCUGGGGGAGGAGGACAGGACGGAGCUGCUCAGUAGGCACUGUACAAAAACCGAAGCACUCCUUGAAUCUUGAAGAAGGAGCUGUGGACUGGACUAACCCUGGCCUGCGGAGGAGCGGGGAGAAGAGACGGGCUCCGGAGGAAGGACUGCGGACGUCAGUGUUAAAGCCACUGUGAAUUUUGCAAUGUGAAACAGAUCGGCGACACAAAGAAAGUGUGCCGUUGAGUGAUCCCACUCAGUGAGGGAACCAGAUAUGGAACAAAUUACUCCAGCAGCCUUAGAGGAGGAGUAGGAGGACAACUUGGACUGAACCACCUGAAUCUCUAAAUAUGGGGUGGUUCUGGUGAGAUAUCUCCAAAGGCUUGCUGAGAAGGACAGAAGACUUUCAAUAAAAUCAUGGAUAGAGCCCCCUCUGCAAAAAGGGGCUUGAUGGGUGAAGGAUAAAUGUGGGUUCUCUUUUGGCACCUGCAUAGACAGGGAAGGAACAAUGUUUUAUGCGGGUGAGAGAUCAUGCUGACUGCCCCACCAAGAUCUUGCCUGGGGCCUUUUUGGGGGGUAGGGAGGAAAUGGAAACAAUGGUUCCUGGGAGGGAGGGCAAACAAAUUGAUGCCGAUCUUGCCUCUUGAGGAAACUUCACUCCAUCUUGUCAUUUCAAUGUUGGUGAAGAGCCUUCAACCCCAAAGGAGCAGGCAAGGGUGCACCUAUCCAACGGCCAAUGUUGAUCAAUGUAGCAACCUCUCUCCUUUGUAUAACGGAAGUUGGCAGAAGGAGAGGGGGUGGAAAUUUCUACUCCCCUUCCUCCAUUUUUGGCCUAGGGGGUGCAUGUGUCCUCCCCUUUUUUGGUAGAGAACGGAGAGGCAGAAAAGUCAGGAAGGGUUUGGAUGAUGCAAGGACAUCUUCUAGAUCCUUGCCCUUAGGAUGUGGUGGACUAGAACCCACGUAAUAUGGGAGUUCUAGUCCACCAUAUCUGGAAGUCACCAGGUUGAGAACAGCAUUGGCCAGGGCAAGAAAUGUUUUAGUUAGACAAGGCAGAAGUCACCAGACCACAUUUCUUGGUGGGGUUACCUAAUGGGCAGGGAUUGGUGAUCCUACGCCAAGGGAACCAGCGGAAUAGAGAUCACAGCAGUGGGAGUGGCUAGAUUUCCCACAAGCAAGAGCUGAAGUCAACCAGCUGCUGCUUCUGAGGGUAGGAGUGAAAAAUCAAGGUUCUGCUCAUAGCAUUAGGAGGAAGAUAUCUGUCUUGUGGGGCAGGAGAAGGGACAGCUAAUUGUGGGGAAAUGUGAAUGCUCAGAAAGCAGUUUGGGAGAGGGACUGUCCUUCGGAGCAGCUAAAGACCUAUGGUUUUGCCAAAUAUUACCUGUUCCAGGUGAGUGAAGAACUCCCUCUCCUGCUCUUCUGUCUUCAUGAGAGUUUUGUCCUUGCUAUUUCUAUCCUCAGUCUGGUUGGAGACCCAGUAGUCUCCCCUUCCCAACACUCUUCCUUGGGGGGAGGGAGAGGGGAGAGUGUUGGUGGGGGGGAGGAAUGAGGACCGAAGGGGGGGCAUCACCAAGUCCGUGUUCCUACAACCUUCCUGCUUUUAAUAAAGGCCCUCAAACAUU
Anolis carolinensis (green anole) is the source of this 3234-nucleotide messenger RNA. It is a transcript of the gene agpat1, whose product is annotated as 1-acylglycerol-3-phosphate O-acyltransferase 1. Gene Ontology annotation, molecular function: 1-acylglycerol-3-phosphate O-acyltransferase activity. NCBI's taxonomy places the organism in Eukaryota, Metazoa, Chordata, Lepidosauria, Squamata, Anolidae. The record is from RefSeq and is a predicted model, not a curated record. Gene Ontology annotation, biological process: phosphatidic acid biosynthetic process. The coding region runs from base 324 to 1130 and encodes 268 amino acids. Gene Ontology annotation, cellular component: endoplasmic reticulum; membrane. The transcript is spliced from 7 exons.